Colius striatus (speckled mousebird) is the source of this 1201-nucleotide messenger RNA. It is a transcript of the gene KCNJ10, whose product is annotated as potassium inwardly rectifying channel subfamily J member 10. Gene Ontology annotation, cellular component: plasma membrane. Gene Ontology annotation, molecular function: inward rectifier potassium channel activity. The transcript is spliced from 2 exons. Gene Ontology annotation, biological process: regulation of monoatomic ion transmembrane transport; potassium ion import across plasma membrane. NCBI's taxonomy places the organism in Eukaryota, Metazoa, Chordata, Aves, Coliiformes, Coliidae. The record is from RefSeq and is a predicted model, not a curated record. Bases 59 to 1201 code for a protein of 380 amino acids.
GGGGAGGCGGCGGCGGGGCUGAGCGAGGCCGGGACCCCUGGGGCCCUCCCCGAACAAGAUGACGUCAGCCACCAAGGUGUACUACAGCCAGACCACGCAGACCGACAGCCGCCCCCUCAUCGGCUCGGGGCUGCGCCGGCGCCGCGUCAUGACCAAGGACGGCCGCAGCAACGUGCGCAUGGAGCACAUCGCCGACAAGCGCUUCCUGUACCUCAAGGACCUCUGGACCACCUUCAUCGACAUGCAGUGGCGGUACAAGCUCGUCCUCUUCUCCGCCACCUUCGCCGGCACCUGGUUUGCCUUUGGAGUCGUCUGGUACCUGGUGGCCGUGGUCCACGGGGACCUGCUGGAGUUCGACCCGCCGGCCAACCACACGCCGUGUGUGAUGCAGGUGCACACGCUCACCGGCGCCUUCCUCUUCUCCCUCGAGUCCCAGACCACCAUCGGCUACGGCUUCCGCUACAUCAGCGAGGAGUGUCCCCUCGCCAUCGUCCUGCUCAUCACCCAGCUGGUCCUCACCACCAUCAUGGAGAUCUUCAUCACCGGCACCUUCCUGGCCAAGAUCGCCCGGCCCAAGAAACGCGCCGAGACCAUCAAGUUCAGCCAGAACGCGGUGGUGGCUCCUCACGACGGCAAGACCUGCCUCAUGAUCCGCGUGGCCAACAUGCGCAAGAGCCUCCUCAUCGGCUGCCAGGUGACGGGGAAGCUCCUCCAGACCCACCUCACCAAGGAAGGCGAGAGCGUCCGUCUCAACCAGGUCAACGUGGACUUCCAGGUGGACACGUCGUCCGACAGCCCCUUCCUCAUCCUGCCCCUCACCUUCUACCACGUGGUGGACGACUCCAGCCCAUUCCGGGACGUGGCCCUGCGGACGGGCGAAGGCGACUUCGAGCUGGUGGUGAUCCUCAGCGGUACGGUGGAGUCCACCAGCGCCACCUGCCAGGUCCGCACCUCCUACCUGCCUGAGGAGAUCCUCUGGGGCUACGAGUUCACCCCGGCCAUCUCCCUCUCGGCCAGCGGCAAGUACGUGGCCGACUUCAGCCUCUUCGACCAGGUGGUGAAGGUGUCGGCGCCCUGUUGCCUCCACGAGACCGUGCGGUUCGGGGACCCCGAGAAGGUGAAGCUGGAGGAGUCGCUGCGGGAGGCGGCGGAGCGGGAGCGGGAGGGGGCUCCGCUCAGCGUCCGCAUCAGCAACGUCUGA